AUGAUCGAUCCUCUGCGGUACCGAUCUCUAGAGGAGCAGCUUGAGUUCGAUGAGGACAACUCUCCGAUGCAGUGCAAACAAUGCCUGCGGGGGGGAGUCAGCACCCCAGCGUUUUUCCUCUGCCACGAGUGCGGAAACACUGGUGAUCCGCGACCGUUUUGCGAGCCCUGCUUCUUCGACUACCACCUGACGAAGAGGAAAGGGAAGGAAGGACACAAGCCGCACCCGAUAGUGCAAGGAGAUCCUGUCACCGUCCAAACGCUUGCAGAUGGCGACGGUGUCACGUUUGCCAAGAUGCACGACUGGGUGACCCUCGACUACAUUUUGACGACGGACGAGUCGGACGUGGCGGUAGAGGACACGUUUCUCGCGAAACAGCCGCUCACGUUUCAGAGCGGUUGUUCCGGCCCGUGCAUCCACCUCCAGCUUCGCGGGUGCACAGGGAUAGCCGCAGCAGACAUCAUGGGUGCCAGUGACCCCUACUGCGCCGUGUACUGGAAAAACAACUUCGUCGGUGCCACAACCACAAAGCACAUGACUCUCAACCCGAAGUGGGCGAAUCAAACAUUCGUGCUACCCCUUGCUGCAGAGUCUUUGGCAGCGCUGGACGGCGGCGAGGGCUCUUCAGCGUUCUUCAACGCCGGUGCGCUCUCGCCAAAACUCCGGAUAGAGCUCUAUGACUGGGAUCGCCUGUCGAAGAACGAUUUUCUGGGACAAGUGUCCCUCAGCGAUGCCGAAAUCCUUCCCAUCUUGCGGCAAAUACGAAGCGGCGAGACAGACGAGAACCAGGCCAUCUCGUUCGAUUUGAGACCAAAACAGAGUCGUGGACAGCUCGGCAUUCGUGUUGCUCUUCUCGGGAGCAAGCUCUACGUCCACAUCAUGGAAGCCGAAAAUGUCCCUAAGGCGGACCCGUUCAGCUUGAGUGACCCAUACUGCGAGGUGUUUUGGAAUGACGAACUGGUCGGCAAAACCGCCCACAUAAACAAUACCCUGGAUCCCGUAUGGGAUUUGGAGAUCUUCGCCUUCAAAGUCGACAAAGAUGGACCCAACUCCGUCGAGAAGUCCACUCUACGAGUGGUGUGUUUGGACUGGGAUCAGUUCGGAAGCGAUGACGUGCUGGGCCAGAUUGAGCUGACCGGACCGCAAAUUAAGCAGUUGGUGGAGAGCAAGGACGGUGAUGAGGGGGCAGAUGCCGGCGAACAGGCGAUGGGAGAGGCAGACAUGGAGAAGAUUUUCGAAUUCGUACAGAUGUUUCAGGAGAACGAGAUUGACGAAGCGAGGCUCGGGAAAAUGAUCGUCGGGGUGCCCCAAGACCCAAGCAUCAAGAGCCAGCAGCACGACGCGAAAGCAGUCGACGAAGAUGUUGAGGUUGUGGAGACGACAUCCAAUAAGAAGAAGAGAAGACACAAGAAACAGAAGAAGGGUGGAGCGCCUGAGGCGGAAGAACAUUCGCAGAGACGGCUCCGUGAGGGUCAAGGGGCGGCAGAAAAUACAGAAGUGGAGGAGAGUCGUGCCCAGGUGUUGAGCUUGGGAGCGGAAGCUGGCAGGCGCAAAGAUGAACCACAAACAAACGUGGGGGAGCAGAAGAGCCGAAGGGCUGAAGCUAUGGGUAAUCAAGAGGGAGCAAGGGCAGUAGAAGAGGCAGCAGCAACAAAAACAGCAGCAGUAGAAGCAGCAGUCUUGGAAGAUGGCAUGGACGAUGAAGAUUGCGCGAAGGAGGGAGGGCGCCAAGGAGAAGAGCACCACGAAGAACCUAAGCAAAACGAGGAGCUUGAAAGACUGCCGCUGAGGGAAUCCCGACGAGUAGACGGUGGCGUCGUUCCGGGGGAAAGCAGGAAUGAGGAAUGCCGGGAUGCGGACGUGUCCGGCGGCGAAGACAACCCGGCUUCACAUGACACUAAAGCAAGUUUCGAUGCUCUUAACGUCGAAAAUCUCGCGGAGAAGACUGGGGCACGUACCGAAAAUGACAGCACUCUCGACGCUGGCGGCCUCCUUCCCGGGCCAGACCAUACGGUGAGUGUGGCGCCAGGGGGCGAUGCCGAGACAAGCGGCGUUUCAACCAACAUUGCGACAACGAUCACCGUCGGUGUUACCAAUGCCGCCGGGCAUGAGACCGACGUUGGCAAUAGCACAGGUAGCGAGGGUCUGACGCCGGGGGAACCUCGGGAACGCAAGACAAUUCUUGAGUCUAAAACGAACGAGGAGGAUCAGUCAGCAAAGGAGGAUGUGGCAGCAGAUCACGCGCCGAAAGAAACAGCAAAUGAUGGUGUCGAAGAAGGGGGUGGUCGCGCCGAGGAAGCAUCACCCAAGGCGGAACCGCGGGCUUCAAGGAAAUGGAAGAAGACAACCCGAGAUUCCUUUCGCUAUCUUGACGCAAGCGUUCAGCGUUUCGAGGAGGGCCGAGGCGUUCUGGUGGAGUAUUUGAACGAUGGUAAAUCCGUAUGGUUGGAAACCAAGGUCAUCCCUCGCCUUCAGAUCCGGGCAGACACACCGGUUGCCCACAACAUUCUUGAACGAAUUUGGGGGCAGCGACACAGACUGUUGAGCCUGCACAAGCGGGUGCUAAACGUGAAGCGGGGGAUGAAGGCCUUGAUGGGAGUCGCGAUGACCGGCUCUCGGAUGCAGUGGUACCAGCUGGGGCUGACGGACGAGCAGAGCGGGGCGAAUUUCGUCCGCGGAACCGUCGACUGUCGGUUUCUGUACCACACCAGGGGGUCCGUGUUGAGAGGGCUAGACGUGGCGGUGUCCCACAUGAGUCUCGGCGAAAGGGCCCGAGUGGAAGUGCGGUCCGACUACGGGUUCGGGGAGGUGUAUGCCUCGAGAUGCGUCCCGCCUUACGUCACUCUGGUGUUCGUAGUCCAGGUGGCGGCCAUCGGGCACCGGAGCGCGAAGUGGCUGCUGGUCCGGCGAGCGCUCAGGGACAGGAUGGACGACGCCUUGUUCCGUCUCCGAUCGCGCCUUUCGAGUGUGGCAUCGUCGUACGGGGCCGCGAGGCGCCUGGCGGCCUUACUGAGAUCGCUGAGGAGAGAGGGAAAGAGCGUGAAAGCGCUGGUGCCAGACGAUGAGGAGUCGGCGGUGGGGGACCCGGGGUUGCUGUCGGAGAGAACGGGGUACCAAGACACCCAUGCAUAA
Molecule: messenger RNA, 3132 nt
Organism: Ectocarpus sp. CCAP 1310/34
Lineage: Eukaryota; Phaeophyceae; Ectocarpales; Ectocarpaceae
Source: the annotation of a GenBank genome assembly